GAGACCCUUCCUCAGACUGAGAGCCAGGGGAGAGGGAAACGAGAGAUAAAGACGAGAGAGAGAUGGUACAAAUGAAUGACGGAUAUGCAAAAAAAAGUGACGACCAUGGAAACUCCAUUGCUGAGUGUGGGCUGCAGCUUGUUGUGUCUAUCGAGCUUCAGUAUAACCUCACACACACACACACACAAUUGUGAAAACGGAAGCGUUCUGGAUAUAGGUGACAAAUGAGGCAAAGUAGGAAGCAAGAUCAUGGAAAUGAGGCAACUUUUUGGACUGGGCUCUCUGGAAAAAUAGAAAGUUGCCUUACACCACAGGAAUGUGUGGAACUGUUAACCAUCAGAUACAAAUGCGGUCGUUAUUGGAUGUUCGGGCAUAUUGUAGAGAUUAUUAUUGGUUGUGCGCAGUCUUGGCUGGGUACGGCGCAUUUAACGGGCAGACAUUCAUCACUUUUCACCAAAGGAAGUUCCUAGCGAUAUAUUUUAAUACGAAGUUAGACAGUUCAACAACAUUUAGUUACUCCAGCUUUUUGCGUUUAUCAUCACUUAUGAAUAUGUGUCCCAACAAUUGGUACAAUUAACGAAUGCAGUAAUUCAUUAGUUACUGAAUAAUUCGUUGAUUACUGCGUUCAUUAAUUAUACCAGUUAUAUAGGAUGCGUUUUCGUAACGGGUAUUGAAGUGCAUAACUUGCAUUAAACAUUUGAUACAAUUCACAAAUGCGGUAAUUCAAGUCUGAAGAAGGGUCUCGACCCGAAACAUCGCCCAUUCCUUCUCCCCAGCGAUGCUGCCUGUCCCGCUGAGUUACUCCAGCAUUUUUUAGUCUUAUCUUCGCGGUAAUUCAUUUAUUGCUGCAUUCGGCAAUUGUGCCGGCUAAUUGCUGAAUGACUGCAUUCAGUAAUUGUACCAGUUGUACAAUCGAGGGUGGGAAAAGUGAGCAAACAAUGAAAAGGGGGCGGGGAAAUAACACCAAAAAAUGUAGAAUUGAUUGCUUUUUGUAGAGGAAGGAAGAAGAUAGUUGGACCAGUUAAACUCAGGUGAGUUGCUGUGGGUCUGAUGGUUCUCAUUCAUAUUCUCCAGCAGUGGCCCUGUGUAAUCUGUGUACUUGACGCGUGAUCUGUCAAUCACCCAAGCGUCACUGCAUUUCCAGGAGCCGAUGGUUCAACAACUCCUGCCUCCAAGGGCUGUGAUAAAAGGGAUCGCUGCCCCCAAACUAAAGAACAGUUCAUCGAAGGCCAAAAAUAGUGGAUCGGCUGUAUGCCGUCUGUCAGUCGGAACAGAGGGUGGGAGAAAACGAGCGAACAAUACCUUUUGCAUUGCAAUUCCACCGCACAUGAAGUAGAAUCAGGGUUUGCGUGGAGCUUUUUUUUUCCAGAUGUGUUGGCUUCCAAGCUAGAAAGACGCUAUGGGAUAUAUUUAUUUAUUGAUUUCUUUCAUUCCGAUCAUAUUAAAAAGCAAACUUCAUGCAUCCCGAACCGAAGAUGUGCUUUUCGAGAGGUUUACGGAUUAUGGGCUGAUAGUACCGUUUAGUACCGAUGACCGGGGUCAGUACAUUUCGCACAUUGUAUCGACGGUGUACGGCCAGCUUCGGUCUGGGCGGCGCGUUGCACGGAGCAGCCCACAACAGAGCGGAGACCGGGAACUGUACUUUAACGUCACCAUUUUCGGGAAAGAAUUGCAUUUACGCUUGAAACACAACAGCAAGCUGGUUGCUCCCGGUGCAACGGUGGAAUGGCAGGAGGAUUUUGGGACCGUAGCUACCGAACCAAUCCAUGGAGACUGCGUGUUUUCCGGGGAUAUUACUGAUAUGCCAGGAGCAACCGUGGCUCUAAGCAAUUGCGAUGGAUUGGCUGGAUUGAUUCAUGCAGAUAUUGGCGAGAUUUUCAUUGAGCCAUUGGAGAAAGGCCAGAGGGCGCAGGAGGAGAAGGGUCGUGUUCAUGUUGUGUAUCGUAGAUCAUCUAUCAAACAAACGGUAUCAAAGGACCCCGAUACUGAAGCCUUGAAAUUUGGUAUUGGUGAUCUUGCAAACUCUUUAGACAUCAUUGAGGAAAAACUAAAUCAUCCAGCACGAAAAAGAAGGCAUGCAAAGAAAGAUGACUACAACAUUGAAGCUCUAUUGGCAGUAGAUGAUUCAGUUGUUCGCUUCCAUGGAAAACAGCAUGUUCAGAACUAUGUUCUGACCCUAAUGAAUAUUGUUGAUGAAAUCUACCAUGAUGAGUCGUUAGGUACGCACAUCAACAUAGUUUUGGUCAGGGUGAUUAUGGUAGGCUACAGACAGUCGAUCAGUUUAAUAGAGCGUGGGAAUCCAUCUCGGAGUUUAGAACAAGUCUGCCGGUGGGCCCAUACUCAACAGCGCUCUGACCCAGAUCACACAGAGCAUCACGAUCAUGCUAUAUUCCUUACCAGGCAAGAUUUUGGUCCCGCAGGUAUGCAAGGUUAUGCUCCAGUGACAGGCAUGUGCCAUUCACUCCGAAGCUGUACCCUCAACCAUGAAGAUGGAUUCUCUUCUGCAUUUGUUGUCGCCCAUGAAACUGGUCACGUUUUAGGAAUGGAACAUGACGGGCAAGGUAAUCGCUGUGCUGAUGAGACAAGUAUGGGCAGCAUCAUGGCACCUCUGGUACAGGCUGCGUUCCAUCGCUAUCACUGGUCUCGCUGCAGCAAACAAGAGCUCAGCCGCUAUAUAACUUCCUAUGAUUGUCUACUGGAUGAUCCAUUUGAACACAAGUGGCCAGUAUUGCCAGAACUUCCAGGAAUCAGUUACUCAAUGGAUGAGCAGUGCCGCUUUGAUUUUGGAGUGGGCUACCAAAUGUGUACAGCAUUUCGAAGCUUUGAUCCCUGCAAGCAGUUAUGGUGCAGCCAUCCUGAUAAUCCUUACUUCUGUAAAACUAAAAAAGGCCCUCCACUAGAUGGGACAGAAUGUGGACCAGGAAAGUGGUGUUUCAAAGGUCACUGUAUUUGGAAGAGUUCAGAUCAGUUGUACAGUCAGGAUGGAAACUGGAGUCCCUGGACAAAGUUUGGAACAUGCUCAAGAACUUGUGGUGGUGGAGUGCGCUUCCAUAGUCGACAGUGCAGCAACCCUUUCCCUGCCUAUGGUGGCCGAGACUGCUUUGGCCCUGCUUAUGAGUAUAAGAUCUGCAAUUCUGAAGAUUGCCCCGGGCAGUUUGAAGAUUUUCGGGCUCAGCAGUGUCAACAAAGAAACUCGUAUUAUCUUCACCAAAACGUUAAACACACCUGGCUCCCUUAUGAGCAUCAAAAUGAGGCUCAUAAAUGUGAACUGAUUUGCCAGUCCAAGGAAACAGGAGAGGUGGUGUUCAUGAAUCAGGUUGUGCACGACGGUACACGCUGCAGUUACACGGAUCCCUUCAGUCUGUGUGCUCGAGGAGAAUGUGUGCUUGUAGGCUGUGACAAAGAAGUAGCUUCUUUUAAGCAAGAAGAUAAAUGUGGUGUCUGUGCUGGUGAUAAUGCACAUUGCCGAACUGUUAAAGGGACCAUUGUCAAGACAACCAAACUAAUCGGGAUGUUCAAAAUGUUUGAAAUACCAACUGGCGCGAGACAAAUUCAAAUAGAAGAAACAGAACCAUCCACAAAUCUAAUUUCUGUGAAGAUUCAAGGAACCGAUAAUUUCAUCCUCAAUGCCAAAGGUGAAAAUUCAAAACCAAAGAUAUUUAUCGAAAUGGGUCUGGAAUGGGAGUACUCGAUAGAAAGUGACAAGGAAAUACUUAAAUCCAGUGGUCCACUGCAUGCCAGCAUAAUUAUUUAUAUUAGCCCACAAGGUGAAGAUGCUAAAUCCAAUUUGAUGUACAAGUAUGUUAUUCACGAAGAUCUACUUCCUGUGAUUGGCAACAACAAUGUACUCCUGGAAGAGACUGAGAGUUACGAGUGGGCUUUGAAGAGUUGGUCCCAAUGUUCGAAAGCCUGUGGAGGAGGUAUUCAAUAUACAAAAUAUGGAUGUAGACGAAAAAGUGACAGUAAAAUGAUGCAAAAGAAUUUCUGUGAUAACAAUAAAAAACCAAAGCCUAUAAGAAGACGUUGCAACGUUCAUGAAUGCACACAGCCAUCAUGGUUAACAGAGGAAUGGGGAUUUUGUAGUAAAACUUGUGGGAAAUUAGGAAUCCAAGUAAGAGUUGUACAAUGCACCCAAUACCUUAACGAGGGCGCCAAUAGAACAGUGCACACCAAGUACUGUGUCGGAGAUCGCCCUGGCAGUCGGAGAGCAUGUAAUCGCACACCAUGUCCAGCGCCGUGGCGGACAGGAGCUUGGUCUCAGUGCUCUGUGACUUGUGGCGAAGGUUUCAAGCAGCGGCAGGUGGUGUGCCGAGGCAGUGGUGUGCCGAGCAUCAGCCAUUGUGUGGGUGAAAAGCCAGAGAGUGUACAAGCCUGCAAACUGGCACAGUGCAAUGGAAAACCUUCUGUUUUCUCUCCAAGCUUGGAAACCACUGAGCAAGUUACUCCACAGGACCAGUGGGUGUCACAGCUCGUACCUGAGAAGCUUCUUCUUAAAACAGCAGCAAAGGAGCCAUGUCUCGGUGAUAAAUCAGUUUUCUGUCAGUUGGAGAUUUUGGCUCGAUACUGUUCUAUUCCUGCAUAUCAUAAGUUGUGCUGCGAUUCCUGCAAAAAGAGGAGCCCAACUUCAGCACCUCCUUUUUCUCAGGCAACCUCAGAAACUGAAGAUUCUAAGGGCACCAUCCAUUCCAGUCUCAGUCCACAAAUAAUGGCAACGCCGACCCCUCCCAACCAAUAUGCGACAUUCAGAGGGAUCACUGUGAAGGAUGAGAUUUUGCCAACAACUCCCACCUUGGGUGCCAGUACUGGCAGCAGUGAUGGAUUUUCAACCAAGGUUCUCGCUGCAGAGUCUCAAGGAACUACCAAAAGUUCUGGUAGGCUAAAUACUCUCACUUUUGCGAGUACAUUCAGGUUGCCUCCUGCUCAACAGGUAAAACUACAUACAGAGGUGGGCAGCUUUGACUCCACAACUCCUCGUCAGUUGUUUAUAAAUAGUGACAAGACUUUGCCUCGUACAACUACCUGGAGUGAUAGUUGGAGUUCAACAGAUGUAAAAAAACAGAGAAGGGAUGAUGGUGAAUCAGAGGAAGACAUGGCCAACAGAAUCUCGUCCAUCUCAACAUAAAAUUCCAAUUCAACCCACAGCUUUGCAUCGAAAUGGUUUGCAUUAUUCUCUCAGUGUAACCAAGUGGUUCCAAUACAUUGCUUGACUCUCAUGCACACUUGAAGGUGCAGCCAGCUUCAGUUUAAGCUGAAAGUACAGGUGUCCUGGGAUCUUUAAGAGUUUCAUUCUGCACAUAUUCAAGUUGGCAACUAUUCUCCAGAUAUUGUAAAAGGUAACAACCCAGUUCAACGUCUGCAGAUACAAAGGUACAACAUUGACAUGCAUUUAAAACAUGCAAUGAACAUUUUCAUCAACAGAUUAGUUCUUCUGGAAAUAUCUUGCCUGUAAGGAAUAAUUCUCAUAAUGCCAGACGCAAUUUAAAAAUGAUUGCAGACAUUUUCACUACUGUUGUGAUAAUGAAAUGAUAUAUUUACAUCCAUAUUGUAUAUAAUGUAAAUGUCCGCAUCCUCACAGUUAAUGGGUUUAUACUAUGCAAGUAAAUAAUCGCUGUUAGAUUUAGCUGUUGCUUGUACAAAUCUUGUACAAAUUGGCACAUCAUUCAUUACAGAGUACAUGUAUUAACAUGACUGUUGCUUGUGUAUAGUUCCUGUACAUAAAUGAAUUAAGAGCUUUUAAUUUUAAUAUUUAUUGAAUUGAAAAGAAAUUUCAGUUUUGCAUUAUUGAAAGAAUUUAUUAGUGCUGGCCUCCCUGUCUGCUGCUUUGUGUCAUCAUGUUUGUAUUGAAGGAGGAGGCUAUAGCAGUGUAAUAUAAUUUAUGGAGCAACUGGAUAUUCCCAAUACCAAAUGUUUUCCCAUAUUACAGUCAAUGCAUUCUCAGUCGAAGAAGUAGAAGUGAUUUUUUUUUUUAAGUCUCCACUCAAAGUUUUAGAGAUUUUAAAGUUGCUGUAUGUAAAAUCUUAUACAUUCUUGUAUAUGAUCUACACAUUUAACCAAUUAUUGUGCAAUGGCUGAACAAAACUGUGAAAGCAUUAGUCUAUCAUGAGCUUUUGAACAGUGUUUAAACUUCACAAAUAUUUUGUGACCUCAAGGAAACAAUUUUUUGGAACUGCUUUGAUGAAAACUAAACAAACUGAAUGUAUGUAAACCCCAUAGAUGUGGUGCUGUGCAUGACUGACAACCUACCCGUAAUUGUUUCAGUAUAAAUGCAAUUCAUUGGGUUAGAAAUACCUUUUUGCAACAGUGUUUUCUUCAGAAAGCAGUUGAGAACCGUUAAAAGAAACUCGGCACUUUGUGUAAUGAUUAAAUCACAAUUAUAUUGUUCAACAUUGUAUUGGCUAGCAACUAACACAAAAUAUACAUACACGUUAGGUUCUUUGCGUGCUCAAAUCACUGUUUAGUUGACUGAUAGAUUGUGCUAAAAUUGGUAAUAAAUGCUAUUUCAAUAUC
This is a messenger RNA of Amblyraja radiata (thorny skate), 6507 nucleotides long. RefSeq names its product A disintegrin and metalloproteinase with thrombospondin motifs 3-like. Gene Ontology annotation, cellular component: extracellular matrix. The coding region runs from base 1400 to 5122 and encodes 1240 amino acids. NCBI's taxonomy places the organism in Eukaryota, Metazoa, Chordata, Chondrichthyes, Rajiformes, Rajidae. The record is from RefSeq and is a predicted model, not a curated record. Gene Ontology annotation, biological process: extracellular matrix organization; proteolysis. The transcript has 22 exons. Gene Ontology annotation, molecular function: metalloendopeptidase activity.